CCUACAGUCUUCUUAGCUCGCAAUGUUGAGCCUGACGAUCUCCCCCUUGAAGAAAUGCUCCAAGACCUUUCAAAAUACAUCACCAAGGAGGGAGACUACCCUGUUGCUCGUGGUGGGUUCGGGGAGAUCUGGAAAUGCACCUUGCACAUCGAUCGUAGCUCGGUCAAAGUUGCAGUGAAAGCAUUGCAGGUGUAUGCUGGUGAUCAACUUGGAGCACCGAAGAUGAAAAAGAUCAAGAGGAUAAAGCGUGAACUCAAGAUAUGCGCCAAACUCAACCAUGCAAAUAUUCUGCGCAUUCAUGGUUAUACGUAUGGUUUUGGCCCAUUGCCAGCGAUAAUCAGUCCUUGGGCAGAGAAUGGAAACUUGACAGUCUAUCUGGAAAAUAAAGGUGCGGCUCUGACUCUCGUUCGACGAUUCCAGCUGCUAAGAGAUAUUGUAGCUGGCCUGCAAUAUCUCCACGCCAACAGUGUAAUCCAUGGCGACUUCAAUGGGCCUAACGUGUUGAUCCGUGCUGAUGGCACUGCGUGUAUUGCUGACUUUGGUCUUUCCUUGAUGUAUUCCGAAAUUGUAAGCGCCUCUCAGGCUUCCUGGACGUCCACUCUCAAAGGAAACAUGCGAUGGAUGGCUCCUGAACUGCUCUUAGAGCGAGAGGAUGGUUCUCAAGUUCGACCAAGCGAGCAGAGUGAUAUGUAUUCAUUCGGCGGUGUCAUGUUGCAGGUACGUCUGGGUUAAUUUUAGCCUUUCAUUGACAAUCACAAGCUCCACUCACAGGUCCUCACCAAUAAAGUACCCUAUUAUCACCUCACGAAUGAUGCCCGUAUCAUAUUUUGCAUAGCCAAGUCGGAAACGCCUUCCCGAUCUCGUUAUUCUGCACUCCCUGAAAAAUACUGGGAGUUUAUCGAGCAAUGUUGGUCUACUGAUCCUUGGGACCGUCCCUCGACGGAGGGAGCUGAUACAACGAUCAGGAAUGAAUUUUAC
Suillus plorans is the source of this 978-nucleotide messenger RNA. RefSeq names its product kinase-like domain-containing protein. The record is from RefSeq and is a predicted model, not a curated record. Gene Ontology annotation, molecular function: protein kinase activity; ATP binding. Gene Ontology annotation, biological process: protein phosphorylation. The transcript has 6 exons. The coding region runs from base 55 to 732 and encodes 225 amino acids. Lineage: Eukaryota; Fungi; Basidiomycota; Agaricomycetes; Boletales; Suillaceae.